This is a messenger RNA of Triticum aestivum (bread wheat), 1611 nucleotides long. RefSeq lists its product as uncharacterized. The transcript has a single exon. The record is from RefSeq and is a predicted model, not a curated record. Bases 514 to 1026 code for a protein of 170 amino acids. NCBI's taxonomy places the organism in Eukaryota, Viridiplantae, Streptophyta, Magnoliopsida, Poales, Poaceae.
AAUAAGCAAUGCAUGUGGCCGUGUGGUGGCCGGGUCGUGGCGAGUGUGCGUGCAAGCUACAACAAUAUUGUGUUUAGUCGAGUCAAAUGCAUGCACGGGUUAGUUACUGGCUGCAUGGAUAAGUUAUUAGCUGGGAGGGAUUUCAGGGUAGUUACCUGGGCGUGCGCUACGUGAAGUUAGUGGCAGAACCUGGCGGCUAGUUAGUACGUGUGUGAGGCCAGCACCUUGUAUAUAUGUUGCAUAUCAAGCAAUGAGAAAGAGGCCGAGAGGGCUGGAAAACAAUGUAGCCACGGUGUGAUCACCAAGGGAGCCUCUUGGCAAAGCUUGUGUGUUCUUCCUUGGUGCAUGUGUGCGUGUGUGUGUGUGGAGUUUCUCCUUGAGUGAGGCAAGAGGUAGAAGAAGGGCGUUGCGGCGAGGAGGCGGCGCCAACAUUUGGUAUUCAGAGCCACAAGGUUCGAGGGGCGGCCGUGGUGCGCGGUGGCGUCCGCGGCGGACGGGGCGUGCGCGGCCGACAUGGAGGCAUCGGCUGCGGCGCAUGGCGAGCGCGUGGUGACGGCGACGCGUGGCGGGUCCGCGGCGGUGCGGUGUGAUGUCGUGCGCGCGAAGAGCACGGUGGUCGCGGAGACGAGGAGGUCGCGGAGGACCUGCGUGGUGGCGCAGAGGUCGCGGCGGCUUGGCGCGACAACCGUGGAGGCGCGUGGCACGAAGCCGCGGCGGACCUGCGUGGUGGCGCAGAGGCUGCGGUGGCGCGGCGUGGCGGCAUGGAGGUGCUGCGCUAUGGUUGAGGCCGCAGCGGUGCAGGGCAAUAAGUCGCGGCGGCGAGCCGGGCGCGACCGGUGCGUGUUAUGGGUGCGCACUGGACGCGUCGGGCACGUCGGGACCGCGGGCGCGCGUACGAGCAUGCGGUUGACGUUGGAGGAGGCGUAUGUCGCCGUUGUGCUCGAGUCCGUGCUCGAGUUCGCCUACAUCCUUCUGGCGUUUGUCGUUGGCGGCUGCCAUGGCGGACGCGUAGGCAGCGCGCGGUGAGCGACUGGUGCGGUCGGGCUCGUCGGGCGCGUCGGGUGCGCGCGGGACGUGCGGGAUGCACUGUUGCGGUCGGGCGCGUCGGGUGUGCGCGGGACAUGCGGGGCGCCGAGGGACGCCAGGCGUGUGUCGCGGUGGAGAAGGAGCUCGGCGUGUGUCGCCGGAGUCGUGAUAGAGCACGGUGUGACCGGCGUCGUUGCGCCAGGUCGGGUCCGCGGGCUGGGUCACGAUCGUGGCGACAUCAACGACGGAAGCUGCAACAACUCCGACAACGACGAUGUCAUGGCUUAGAGGGUGAGUGAUGGCAAUAAGCAAUGCAUGUGGCCGUGUGGUGGCCGGGUCGUGGCGAGUGUGCGUGCAAGCUACAACAAUAUUGUGUUUAGUCGAGUCAAAUGCAUGCACGGGUUAGUUACUGGCUGCAUGGAUAAGUUAUUAGCUGGGAGGGAUUUCAGGGUAGUUACCUGGGCGUGCGCUACGUGAAGUUAGUGGCAGAACCUGGCGGCUAGUUAGUACGUGUGUGAGGCCAGCACCUUGUAUAUAUGUUGCAUAUCAAGCAAUGAGAAAGAGGCCGAGAGGGCUGGAAAACAA